GCCGCCGCCAUGACGACGGCCACGUCCGGUGUCCUCUUCCUGUCCCGCCACUUCCGCUGCCGCCACCCCAUUCCCCAUUGGGAGCUUACACACUGCCUUACACCAGGGGGGGGCGCAGGCCGCUCCCCCCACCGGGGGCCUCUCCAUCCCGCUCAUCCGCGCUUUCCAGAGCUGGCGCGGAGCAGACGAGCUCGCCGGAAGCGAGGAGCCUCUCUGGGCCGCGCUCGCUGCCCUGGGAGGAGUGACGGCAACGGCGGCAGUGGGGGGAAGAUGGCGGAGGCGGCGGCGGCGGUGCCGCAGCACCGGUUUUUUUGCCACAGCUGCAAGGGCGAGGUCAGCCCCAAGCUGCCGGAAUAUACCUGCCCGCGCUGUGAGUCCGGCUUCAUCGAGGAAGUCACUGAUGAUUCCAGGUACCAGAGAACCCAGGGAUAUCCAAUGUCCAGUUUUUUCGAUGGCAAUGCCCUGGACGACAGCCCCUCCUCACAGUUCGCAGAGCUUUGGGACCACUUGGACCACACAGUGUUCUUCCCGGAUUUCCGGCCAUUCCUGAACAACGGCUCCCUGGAUCCAGAGAGCCGGGACAUGGAGAGGGGCCCCCCAGCUGAACUCUGGGGCCCCAGUCGCCCCCCACGGCUGCCGAUGCCUCGGAGGUACCGAUCCCGUGGCAGCUCCCGACCGGAUCGCUCGCCUGCCAUUGAGGGGAUAAUCCAGCAGAUCUUUGCUGGGUUUUUUGCCAACUCAGCUGUUCCUGGCUCCCAACAUCCUUUUUCCUGGAGCGGGAUGCUGCACUCCAAUCCUGGGGAUUAUGCGUGGGGACAGAGCGGCCUUGACGCCAUCGUCACCCAGCUCCUGGGACAGCUGGAAAACACGGGACCACCGCCAGCAGACAAGGAGAAGAUCUCGUCACUCCCAACAGUGCCAGUGACGCAGGAACAAGUCGACACAGGGCUGGAAUGCCCGGUGUGCAAGGAGGAUUACGCCGUGGCGGAGCAGGUCCGGCAGCUCCCCUGCAACCACAUCUUCCACAGCAGCUGCAUCGUGCCCUGGCUGGAGCUGCACGAUACAUGUCCCGUCUGCAGGAAGAGCCUAAAGGGUGAAGAUUCCACCCGGCAAAUGCCGAAUCCUGAUGCUUCCGACAGCCCUGUGCAGGAGCGAUGGACUUUCUGACCCUUCUGAAAGGUUCUGGAGUGCUCCAGAGGGUUCUGGAGGCCGGAGCAUCCCCGCUCGAGGUGUACAUUGUCUGAGAAUUCCAACAAACCCCCCCAAGUAGCAGGAAUUAGGGGGCUCACCCUGUGGGAUUACAGCACCAAGCGCUCUUCUCCCAGGAAUUUAUCCUUCUGCUCCAUGGAAUUGCCGCGUUAGUCCUAAAUUGGGAAUUUUGGGAGUGAUUUGAUUUCAUUUUGUAUCAGAAAAGGUUUUUUUUCCAGUGGGGCCCAGUCCAGAGAGGGGUUCCAAGUCCCUCAUAGCUUUCUCUGGAAAAAGGUUGGGAUAAAAAGGGGAUUUUUUGGAUCUUCCUGCACUCUGGGAGAUUGGAAUUGUAUCCACGAGAGAUUUUAUCGCCCUGUUUUGGAUGGAAUCCUUGGCGUCUAUAAAAUCAUGGCAGGUGGAAGAAGGAAGGGUCUGCAGCCCUUCUUUAGGGAGGUUGGACCCUCAGGAGCCCCUGUGGUCCUGGAAGGGGUCUGGGAAUGCUGUGGUAUCAGGAAUGUGCUGAGCAGGAUUUUGUCUCAUCCUGAAAUAUUCUUGGGGUCGAUUCAGGUUUUUCUGACCCUUUUCCACAUGCCUGUGGCCCCAGAUGUGUCCAAACCCCACUCUGCCCCCACAAGUCAUUCCAGGCAGGAAUUACGGACCACUCCCUUGGGAAUGCCCCUGCCCUCCCCUAUAAGUUAAGGGAACUCAUUAUUUUUGCUGAUUAUUCAGUUGUUUGGAGAAUUUUUUCCCAUUUCUGUGACUCUUUUCCAGGUCUGAAUCCUGGGAGCUAUCCUUGUACUCGUGGUAUCCACUGACUGCCCUCGGGGGACAUUGUGACCCCCAUCCCUUGUUGGGGGGACAUUCCCAAACCCCUUGGGCUCAGUGGUUCCACAUCCACAUGGAUUUAAUUCCUGGUUUUCUUUGCUCUUCCGUCCAAUAAAGGCCUUUCUCAAUGAA
Messenger RNA from Parus major (Great Tit), 2145 nucleotides. RefSeq names its product ring finger protein 115 (gene RNF115). The coding region runs from base 10 to 1167 and encodes 385 amino acids. NCBI's taxonomy places the organism in Eukaryota, Metazoa, Chordata, Aves, Passeriformes, Paridae. The record is from RefSeq and is a predicted model, not a curated record. Gene Ontology annotation, cellular component: cytoplasm; nucleoplasm. Gene Ontology annotation, biological process: ubiquitin-dependent protein catabolic process; positive regulation of DNA-templated transcription; protein ubiquitination. The transcript has 9 exons. Gene Ontology annotation, molecular function: ubiquitin protein ligase activity.